Messenger RNA from Hyaloperonospora brassicae, 471 nucleotides. The record is from the annotation of a GenBank genome assembly. Lineage: Eukaryota; Oomycota; Peronosporomycetes; Peronosporales; Peronosporaceae.
AUGGGCCGUCGCCCCCGCUCUGGUGGGGAGAACGAAGACAACAAGAGCCUGGGAGGAGACGAUGAGGGUAAAGACGAGGAAUGGGGUGGUAGCAAGAACAAUGAUAAGAAUGACGAGGGAGACGAAAAGAAGGACGAGGGAGACGAAAAGAAGGACGAGGGAGACGAAAAGAAGGAUGAGGGAGACGAAAAGAAGGACAAGGAAGACAACAAGAAGGACGAGGAGGACGACAAGGAGGACGAGAAAGACGGCAAGAAGGACGAUAAAGACGGCAAGAAGGACGAGAAAGACGACGGGAAGGAUGAGGAGGACAACCAAGAGAGCGUAUUGCAAGAGGAGAUUGCUGGUGAAGCUGCAAGUUGGGGCGGCACGGGAGAUGGUUUUUCUCUCGAAGACGGGACCGACCAUUUCUCAAAGGAUUCGCCACCGGCGUCAGCAUCAAAGUGCAACGUCCGUCGCAGGAGGAACUAG